AUGCGUCUUUUAGUGCGAUUCGCACUAGCGGUUUUCCUCCUUUGCUUACUGAUCAUUGCUACAUACAAAUUAUCGGACCUACGUCAACAUGUCAUUUCACGCAAUGAUCCAAAAAAAGAUGCAGAUGAAGUAGUCCGCAUAUUGCUUAUGUCAGACGAUUCGGCAUCUAGCUGGAAAACAGAUGUAAGUGUUACAGUCAACGUAGUCAUAGUACUAAUAGUUUCGCUGCUCAGUAUCGCCUUGCUUAUUACGGGUAUAAUUGUAAUUGCUCUAACAGUGGAUUCGUCUGUAAUGGAUAAUGAAAGUGGUGAUGUAGAUGAAACGACAAGUUAUUUACGAGAUGAUCAAACGGUAAAUUCAAAUUCAAUACGAAAUCGAAUUUCUUGA
Cercopithifilaria johnstoni is the source of this 387-nucleotide messenger RNA. Lineage: Eukaryota; Metazoa; Nematoda; Chromadorea; Rhabditida; Onchocercidae. The record is from the annotation of a GenBank genome assembly.